AUUCUAUUUUCCUUCCAUGCACCGAUGUGUUCUCCAGAAUUUGACGCGUCGUUCAAUUUCCCCUAGAGUAACCACUACUCGCAGGGCUCUACACCUCAAUAACCAAGAUAUCCAGUCCAAAUAUGCAGACAAAUUACGCCUGCGAGCUGAGGAGUGAGGUGUUUAAUCGCGUAAGCAUAUCAAAACUAAAGGAAAACGCGAAGAAGCUGCAGGAGGAAGAGAAAAGGCGGUUUCGUGAGGCGAAUGAGGAGGUUAUCCGCGCAAGAAAGACAGUAGCAGUAGAACCAUCGAGCGCUUCCCGACCAGAAGUUGCAGCUACUCCCCGCAAGGACAGCUCUCCAGUGAAACCGCUUGGGUCGAUCCUUAACCUUCCUCGGAUUCUUUCUGUGAACGCCAGUCAAGUCUCAGCUCUUUGGACUGCCUAUCAUGCCUCUCGGUCAGAAGGCACUGGCAGGGGAUACUUGUGUGCAUCAAUUCCCUUGGAGGCUUACGAAAGGAUGGCGGCUGUAGCCACGAGAUAUCCCACUUUCGUCCUUCCCGUUCCUCGUCCUGAUCCAGAGGCUAAAGGGAACGCAAAUACAACGGAGACACCGUACGAGUUCCAGUUCAUGCAGUGGGCUUUCCACGAGUCCCCGCCAAUCCCUUCAGCCGCUGAGCCAGAUCCAUUCGUUCCUUCUACGAACACAUACCAAGCGGCCGAUGGGUCGAGCAAUCCUCCGACGUCCUCCAUCUUGUUCACUCCUCUGCAAGAGUUCAAGAUGCGCAACUCCUUCGCUACUCCGUACCUCGUUUUGACUCAUUACACUGAUCUUGCACGCACACAUGGGAUUGUGUUAUUACGAGGAGAGAUCACACCAGGAUCCGGAAACGAUGGUCGUUACCUAUUAUCCCAGGAGGAUGCACAAAUACUGUCCAUGGGUGUUCAAAAGUUUUAUCUGUGGUCGGACAACAAAGGUGUAGAACAGAAGGACGGAUCUACAGGAGAAUCCAUUCUAAGGACCUUCCACGAAAAACCCUCAGAGUUCGAUUGGCAGGAGAUGCUGAAAUACAGUACACAAUUGUAAUGAUCUAGUAUGAAUAUACAAUUAGAUAGACAGAGAUACAUCGAGGAAGAAAACUUGGAUAUGUCAAUCCAAAUGCUAGCUCAAUAAACGACGAAUUGUCUUUCCACCAGACCGCUUAUCUGCUGCAAGAACAAUCUGCUCGAUUUGGUCUUCUCGAAUAACGGGAGUUGAGCCAAUCAAC
This is a messenger RNA of Lentinula edodes (shiitake mushroom), 1245 nucleotides long. Its product is annotated as ATP11 protein-domain-containing protein. Gene Ontology annotation, biological process: mitochondrial proton-transporting ATP synthase complex assembly. Gene Ontology annotation, cellular component: mitochondrion. Lineage: Eukaryota; Fungi; Basidiomycota; Agaricomycetes; Agaricales; Omphalotaceae. The record is from RefSeq and is a predicted model, not a curated record. The transcript has 3 exons. Bases 123 to 1064 code for a protein of 313 amino acids.